This is a messenger RNA of Ilex paraguariensis (yerba mate), 1926 nucleotides long. The record is from the annotation of a GenBank genome assembly. NCBI's taxonomy places the organism in Eukaryota, Viridiplantae, Streptophyta, Magnoliopsida, Aquifoliales, Aquifoliaceae.
AUGACAAAUGACCCAAAGAACCCCAAACCCAAUUCAGGGAAUCUAGACCCACCAUGGAAACAAACCUAUGAAACUGACCCAUUAGAUCCAAAGCCUAAAGCAGCCAAAAACCCAAUAGCCCAGAACCUAAGGCAAAACCUGAGAGAAGAUAUAAACCCAACCCACAACAUAAACUGCACCAUAGGCCUGACGGAGUCAAAACCAUCUUGCAUGACAGACCUUUCAACACAAGCCAUAACCACCCAACUGCCUUUCCAUCAGGAGUUCCUUCUAAGUAGGGAGGAUUUGCGCCAACCGGUAGUCGGUCAGAUCAAUCAAAUUCUUGAUAUCUGCAUGGCAAAAGUGUUUCAUAGAAUGUCCCUAAAACUAACUAUUCAGGGAGAUAGUGAUGAAAGAAGGGCUUUCAAAACCCAGAGGCAAGAGGAUGGGUUUAUCAAGGUGUUACCUACCAAUCCAAGGGUAGAGGAUGAAGACACUAAGCAUUCAGAUGGUAGCAUAAUCUUAGUGGGAGAGUUGGAAGAUUUUGCGGAGAACAUGAGUGUAGGUGUUGCAAGGCCCAACCAACUGAAGGAGGGUGGGCUUGGAGGGACUUUAUUAGUUAGCUAUUCUAGACGUAGACUGAAGAGAAGUAUCAAGAGAAAAGUAGGAAAUUCAAAUACAAGAAAGGACCAGGAGGAUUUACAAGAGGUCACAGUUGAAUGCUGCCCUUUUCGUCCAAGUGACGUGACAAAGUCAUUGUCUCUCUAUCUUUCUCUCUCUCGCACGGAAAACAUGGCGUUCUCUGAGAAACUACUCUGUGUCUACCUCUUCUCUAUUGUCUUCUUCUUCACCACAAUCCUCUCUCUCUCCCUCAGAACCUUCUCCAUCUCCGAUCCCAACUGUCGAUUCGGCUCAACAACAGACGUCCACGACCUCCUCCCACAGUAUGGCUUCCCAAAGGGAAUUCUCCCGAAAAACAUCAAAUCCUUUUAUCUCUCCUCCACAGACAACUCUUUCACCCUCGAACUAACAUAUCCAUGUUACAUACAGUUCGAUGAGCUUGUUUACUAUGACCGGAAUAUCAAAGGAAAGUUGACUUAUGGGAAAGUAUCUGAUGUUUCAGGUAUUCAAGCCAGAAAACUUUUCAUUUGGGUAUCUGUAACUGGCAUGGAUGUUGAUGAUAAAUUGGGUAUGAUUGAGUUUCAUGUUGGAGCUUUAUCGGAGAAAUUGCCCGCAAAGCAGUUUGAGACUAUUCGAGAUUGUAAGAACAAAGGGUGCCAAGAGUCUCACCCAGCAGUAGAAUCAAUAUGAGGUAAUUUCUUAUACAUACAUACAUGUGUGUGUGUGAGUGUGAUCUGUGUUUGUUUUCGAAUUGUUAUCUAAAAUAUUGGGUUUCAUUGGGUGCUGAAAAUAAAGAGGUUUGUGGGUUUGACUUCUUUUUUCUCAUUCUUUGUGGUUCAAAUGCUAAUCCUUCCUUAAUAUGAGCUCUGUUUGGCAGAUAGCAUCUUGCAUAGUUAAUGGAGAAAUUUGGAGUUAAUUAUAUCUUGUCUACAGACCAAAAAUCACUCCUUACUAAUCAGGAAAACAAAUAAGGUAUCUUUGCUGGCGUAGAAUGAAAUAUUUCCUUCAAAUUCGGAAAAAAAACUAGUUUUUUUCAUACUAAUAGUUGUUACCUUAGACGAAAAGAUUACCAAAAGAAAUGAAUUAAUUUAAUGGUUGACUAUUCUGAAAUGUUACCUGGAUCGGUUUGCUACUUGUACGGGUAUAUGGUAUAACACUUUUUUAAGGUACAGUACGUGGGAUAAGUUUAGCUACUACGGUAUUGUAGGCCGUAAUUCAUAUUUGAAAUUCUUAUGCAAAUCGUUUUCACUACUAUACAAUAUUAUAUAUAACAGGUCAUUCAUAAAAUCAAAGUUAGUUACCAUUUAUCUUAUAGUUGUACUUUAU